AAGGCUUAUGGUGUAAGCAAAAUCUUGUUGAAAUCAAGACUUUAGGAAUUUCAAUUCUGAAUAAUCCGUUCAUAAUUGCUCCUGUUGCCUGAAUGGCUAGAUAAAUUUUCGUAGACGCCAUUGUCAGCCUCGAAGUAAAAGCUGAAGUUUCAUGCAGUGUUUAAGUGAAAGAUGCUUGGCACAUGCAAGUAUUUUUCAAGCUGCACGAGGAUAUAGGCAUGUUUUGGGUAGAAAAAUGAGGUUUAAUGGUCUUCUGUUGUGCAAUAUCUCAAAAUAUUUCUCUCCAUCUAAACAUAAAUUAACAGAGAAUCUAUUUCAUCAAGUAGAUAGUUAUGGCAGAGCAAGAAGGUUGGACCAGCGAAAACUGUUCAGUAAGGUAUCCCCCGCUAUGCCUCAUGAUAGUUUCGAUGAACUCUUUGAUGAAGAAAAAGAUGAUUUUGAUGCAUCUUUGGCACGGAAACAAUUUCCUUCUAUCAUGUUAGGGCGAUCUAGACCAGUAGAUUUAUAUGAUGGAAGUUCAGAUGGCCCUGAAACUGAGCUUCUUCAUAGCUCCAUUGGUACGGAAAUGGUGGACCCAGAUGUGCUGUAUGACUCAUGGGGUUCAACAACAGAUGAGUUCAAUCAAUUUUCUUCCAACAAAACCAAAAGUAAAUCGAAUCAGGGUAGCCUGGGUUCAACAUGCUCUCCAUCAAUUUCUCAGAAUGAGAAACCUUCAUCAAAAGAAGAAAACUUUUCUGCCUUGCCGUCAUUUACUAAAUCCCAAAAUUCACAAAAGUCAGAUCUUCAAUGUGCUUUUGAUGAUCCUUCUAAUAGAGGUGCACUUCAGGAUCAACCAGACACUGCACCAUUUGAAUUGAUACUUGAUAAAUCUAUCAGUUGUAUACCUGCAUUAAGCAAGAAGCUGUGCAAUCAGUUGGAAAACUCUGGUUUGCCUACGAUAAGGAAGUUGUUGAGUCAUUUCCCUCGGACAUAUGCUGAUCUACAGAAUGCACAGUUUACAAUUGAUGACGGGCAGUACCUGAUAUUUGUUGGAAAAGUUUUAUCAUCCAGGGGAAUCAAGGCAAGCUGUUCUCUAUCAUUUCUUGAGGUGAUUGUUGGUUGUGAGGUUGCUGAAAGUGGUUCAGCUUCUGCAUGCAUGGUUUCUGAAAAGACUAGUGGAAGCAAGAGAACAAUAUAUCUGCACUUGAAGAAAUUUUUCCGCGGGACUCGUUUUACGAAUCAAUUUUUUUUGCGAAGUAUCCAGGAGAAGCAGAAAGCAGGAGACAUUGUAUGUGUCAGCGGGAAGGUGAGGACUAUGUCUAUGCGAACCAAAGAUCAUUAUGAAAUGAGGGAAUAUAGUCUGGACUUAAUCCGAGAUGAUGAUGAWGAAUCUGCCUGUGCUGAAGGGAGGCCAUAUCCAAUUUACCCUUCAAAAGGUGGUCUCAAUCCAAAGUUACUUGGGAACAUUAUUGCAAGGGUGCUAGAUGCCUUGCCUCCUGACAUAGAUCCUAUCCCAAAGAAUAUUCUCCAGAUGUUUGGAUUAAAGAGCCUUCGUGAUGCAUAUUUUGGGAUUCACCAGCCAGCAAAUUUUAAUGAGGCUGAUUUAGCUCGCAAAAGGAUUAUUUUUGACCAGUUCUUCUACCUUCAGUUAGGACGCUUGUUCCAAAUGCUUGAAGGACUUGGUACAUGGAUCGAGAAGGAUGGUUUGCUAGACAAGUACAGAAACCCUGCAACAAAUGCUGUACUUGCUGACGAAUGGUGCAUUCUUACUAAGAAGUUCCUGAAGGCCUUACCAUAUUCGUUAACUUCUAGUCAAUUAAGUGCUGUUUCAGAAAUCAUUUGGGAUUUAAAGCGACAAGUUCCAAUGAAUCGACUUUUGCAGGGGGAUGUGGGAUGUGGGAAAACUGUGGUAGCUUUCUUGGCAUGUAUGGAGGUUAUCGGUUCAGGAUAUCAGGCAGCUUUCAUGGUUCCAACUGAGUUGCUUGCCAUCCAACACCACGAUCACCUUCUUAAUUUGCUUGAGAAUAUGGAAGAUGUACAUUGCAAACCAUCUGUUGCUUUGCUAACUGGCUCGACUCCAAUAAAGAGGGCGCGCCAAAUUCGUGAGGGUCUCCAAAGUGGAGAAAUUGCACUUGUCAUUGGGACCCACAGUUUAAUUGCUGAAAAGGUGGAAUUCUCCUCUUUACGGAUUGCUGUGGUAGAUGAGCAACACAGAUUUGGUGUGAUCCAGAGAGGUCGAUUUAACAGCAAGCUGUACGGCAACUCCAUAAAUUCCAGAUUGGCUGAAAUUGAUUCAACUGGCUCCUCAAAAGGCGACAUAAAUAUGGCUCCUCAUGUACUUGCUAUGACUGCCACCCCAAUCCCAAGGACUCUUGCUUUAGCAUUGUAUGGAGACAUGUCUCUGACACAAAUAACCGAUUUACCUCCUGGGAGAAAACCAAUAGAUACAUUUAUAGUUGAAGGAAAUGAGACUGGCUUUGAAGAGGUUUAUCAGAUGAUGAAUGGAGAAUUAGAAUCAGGAGGGAGAGUGUAUAUAGUUUACCCAAUUAUUGAUCAAUCAGACCAACUUCCUCAGCUUCGUGGCGCUUCUGCUGACCUUGAAGUGAUAUCAAAUACGUUUGAAAGUGCCAAUUGCGGCUUGUUACAUGGGAGAAUGAAAAGUGAUGAGAAAGACGAAGCUUUGAGACGGUUUAGAUCAGGAGAGACACAAAUUUUGCUUUCUACUCAAGUCAUUGAGGUUGGUGUUGAUGUACCAGAAGCUUCGAUGAUGGUUGUUAUGAAUGCUGAGAGAUUUGGGAUGGCUCAACUACACCAACUUAGGGGACGAGUUGGACGUGGGGUCCGCAAGUCAAAGUGUGUACUUUUGUCUUCAACGACCAGUGGUCUGGCUCGAUUGAAAGUUCUAGAGAAAUCAUCAGAUGGUUUCCAUCUGGCUAACAUGGACCUUCUUCUGCGUGGUCCUGGUGACUUGCUUGGUAGGAAACAGUCAGGACAUCUUCCAGAGUUUCCAGUUGCCAGAUUAGAAAUAGAUGGAAAUAUACUACAGGAAGCACACCUUGCUGCACUGACAAUUUUAGGCGAGUCGCAUAAUUUGGAGAAAUUCCCAGCACUUAAAGCGGAGCUCAGUAUGAGACAACCGCUCUGCCUUUUAGGUGAUUAAUGGAAAGAUGCAUCAUGAAGCCAACAGAAGACUCACACAUCUAAAAUGUUGGUGGACGUAAGAUUAAUAUGCAGUUUCAGAACCUUGUAAAUACCUCCUGAUUCUUGAAGCCCACCCAGGGAUGUGCCUAAUGCUUCCAUGCAGUUGAUAUUUAGGGAGAGUAGCAGUUAAACGCAGAUAUGAUGAAAUGAAAUUUUGUGGGUUGAACGGUACAGUAUAUUACCCAAUUCAUCUCUUUCGAUGCUUUCUAUGUAUGUAUGUAUGUAUGUACAAACCUGAUGAGAUAUCCAGAUGAACUUUCUUAUGUUAUAAUCUGACUUACACUUCCU
Cynara cardunculus var. scolymus (artichoke) is the source of this 3468-nucleotide messenger RNA. RefSeq names its product ATP-dependent DNA helicase homolog RECG, chloroplastic. Gene Ontology annotation, molecular function: ATP binding; nucleic acid binding; DNA helicase activity. The record is from RefSeq and is a predicted model, not a curated record. Bases 152 to 3139 code for a protein of 995 amino acids. The transcript has 18 exons. Lineage: Eukaryota; Viridiplantae; Streptophyta; Magnoliopsida; Asterales; Asteraceae. Gene Ontology annotation, biological process: DNA recombination; DNA repair.